UUGAACCAACAUACUGAUAAAGAAUGUAAGUGUGUAGCUGUCCUGUUAUUUUGUAAUAUAUGCAUAAUUAUUUUCAGUGAAUGAGUACCCUUAAUAAUUCUUGGCUGUCACUUAUUAUCUUUCAAUUUUAACACUAUCUUUCUAUAUCUUUUCAUAUCAGUACACAGCACUUAUGUUUGCCUGUCUCUCAGGAUCUGUGGACACUACAAGAGUAUUACUCGAAGCAGGAGCCAAAGUUAAUGCAGAGAACAAUCUUGGACGGACAGCUGCUCAACUUGGAGCUUUUGUCGGGCAAAGUGACUGUGUUAGCCUCAUCAACAACUUUUUGGCAGUGGAGGAUUUGGAGUAUUAUACAAAGCCUCAAGGUUUAGAAAAAGAACCCAAGCUAUCUACAGCCUUGGUUCCCAUGCUACACAAAUAUGCUGUCAGUCAAAAAUUAAGCCCUGUGAAGAUAGCAAUGUAUCUACAGGACAACUUAGAACUUGUUACAAACUACAAAAGUCUGGUGAAAGUUAUGGAACUUAUAGUAGAGUCAAAUAUCAAGUCAUCUGAGAUGAAUGAAGUGCUAGCUAUGAAGAUACACUAUCUCGCAUUUACGUUAAAAAAGUGUGCACGCUGGCAUGAAGGGCUGGAUGGGAAAGAUGGAAUUGAUGGCUUCAUAAAAUAUAGAUUUGGAUUUACUCAGGGGCGUGAACCAACAGCUCUUACUGUACUCACUCAGAGUAUAAACGGCCUCCGCUGUGGUGAUUUUAGUGAUUGCUGUGGGGUUUGCACCGAGAAUCGAAAUGUGAAGAAGUGCUCAGCUUGUAAAACGGUUGGCUACUGUAGCGUCAGAUGUCAAAAGCUGCAUUGGCAAACACACAAGAAGUUUUGCAAGCAGUUAGCAAAGGAAUACGAAGAGAUGCUUGCCGCAAAGCUGGCGGAAGAAAAAUUGGACCAAGAGAUGAAGAACAAAGGUGUAAACAAGACCGUGGUCAAUGGAAAUGCUGGUGAAAAUUUGAACACUGAAAAUUCAGAGACUGAAAAAGACGAGAAAACAGAUACACAACCUCAUAGUGCUAUGAAUGGUACUAGCCCUGAGCCAACAGAAAACCAGACCAGUAGUGUUCCUGAAGAGAAAGCUUGACACCUCUAAACGUCCUUGAAGUUCCUGUUUCUAAUUUAUAAAAACGUAUCGUUAUGUUCACUUGUCACAAAUCGCCAUGUUCUGAAUUUUCAGAAGGAACAAAGUUUUUUUUUUUUUUUCGACGGAAAAGGUGCUAUUUCCUUUAAUGAAGAGCUAUAAAAACGUAUAGCGAAGACUUGUAAUGUACUUCUGGAGGUAAUUCUGUAAAUUUUAGGACAGCAAACGCCAACGAUUAAACAAAAACAGCAAAACUUA
Orbicella faveolata is the source of this 1381-nucleotide messenger RNA. Its product is annotated as ankyrin repeat and MYND domain-containing protein 2-like. Gene Ontology annotation, molecular function: protein binding. The record is from RefSeq and is a predicted model, not a curated record. NCBI's taxonomy places the organism in Eukaryota, Metazoa, Cnidaria, Anthozoa, Scleractinia, Merulinidae.